AUGAGCACGACGAGUAGUGAUUUCCGAAAGAGCAAGGCACAAUGGGUUCAACAAAUGACGGCCAAGCAUGAUUUACUAGGAGAAGGUGAAAAGGCCCGAGAAGCCAUGAACUCAUCUGGAAUCACAGAGAUAUCUGAUGCGGAAGUACAAGCUAUUCCACAGAGUGCCAAGGUUCCGAAAGAAUUACCAAACCAUAGGAAUCACUUUAUAGCCAAGACCAGUAUGCAGGAACAAUUGCUGAACAAUGGUCUCGAUCCCAAUUUGGCUCGGAAUCCGAUGUACUUGUCACAAUGUCCCUAUUGCUUUCAUCGAGACUCUACGACACGGAUUGAAACCUUUCCGACUUGGCAAACCUGGACUUUAUUUGCUGUCUUGCUGAUACUCUUUUGGCCACUUUGUUGGAUUCCACUGGUGCUCAACAACAGCAAGCAAACGGAUCAUUUUUGUCGAAAGUGUGGGAAUCAGCUCGGCACUAUACCCGCCUUUCAUGAUUGCUGUGUUACCACUAGAGGAUAA
This is a messenger RNA of Cylindrotheca closterium, 516 nucleotides long. NCBI's taxonomy places the organism in Eukaryota, Bacillariophyta, Bacillariophyceae, Bacillariales, Bacillariaceae. The record is from the annotation of a GenBank genome assembly.